AUGACCAUUGAGGCUACCACCGACGUUUCGCCCUUCGAGGUGCUGACCCGAUAUGCCGUCUUCUCCACCACGCACGAGAAGACCUGGUGGGCGAAGACCGGUCCGCUCCUGGGGCGGAUCCUCGCCUCUGCGGAUUACACCCUCUCCCGCCAGCUGGAGGCCCUGGUGUUCUUCCGCGACGCCAUCAUCCCAUACCUGGGCCCCUACCCGCAGGAGUUUCGGAGCUGCAUCACGCGCAGUGGCCUCCCGCUGGAGUUCAGCGUCAACUAUCAGCAGCGCGGGGAGAUCGGCCCAGUGGUGCGGAUUGGGGUUGAGCCAGUCCAUGCUGCCUCGGGGACGGCGGAGGACAGGUUCAACCAGCAAGCUGUCCAUGGCUUUCUGAGCGUUCUGGGGGUCCUUGAUAUCCCUGGGUACGACCCGUUUCUUUUCCAGCACUUUUUCAAGACGCAUGUCCUUAGUCCAGAUGAAAUGGCCUCCCUCGCCCGGAAUAAGAUGGAGGGUUGUGAUUCCACAUCGUCCGCUGCCUUUGGGUUUGACCUCAAGCCAGACACCAUCUCGGUCAAGGGGUACACGUUCCCUGCCUUAAAGUGCCAUGCCAAUCAAAUGGGCUUUGGCGACGUGAUUCGCCAGUCAGUCAAUCCACUUCUACCUGUGAUGGGGGCCAUCCCGUCCAUGGACAUGGUCAACGAAUAUAUGGACGAGACGGACGGGUACAGCCAGUUUGCCUUCUGGUCGUUUGACUGCGUGGAUCCUGCGAAAUCGCGGCUCAAGCUCUACAGCUCCAGCAACAGCGUCGUCUGGUCGAAGGUGCAGGAGAUCUGGACGCUGGGCGGGCGAUCCAAUUCCGCGGUCGUCCAAAAGGGACUCGAGCAUCUGAAGGACCUCUGGCAGAUGAUCGGGCUUGCCGAGGGGCACCGCGACUUCGGCGGACACGUUGACGACUUCAGUCCCACCCCCAUGGUCUGGAACUAUGAGAUGAAGGCCGGCGAAGCUGCGCCGCUGACCAAGUUCUAUUUCCCCGUCCACGGCCAAAGUGACAAGGAGAUCAUCCGGGGCCUAUCCCAGUUUCUUGACAAGAUUGGGCUGGGUUGCUACGGCAGAGCGUACGAGAGCGCGGUGCGGAGCUACUUUCCCGAGCGCGACAUUGACCAGACCGGCCGGUUGACCUCUUGGAUUUCGUUUGCGUAUACGGAGAAGACGGGCGUCUAUCUGAGUGUCUACUACCACUCAUCACUGGAUUACCCAUGGCUGAAGGAAGAGGGGGCUCACAUGAAUGGACUUGUUAAUGCUUCAUGA
Molecule: messenger RNA, 1296 nt
Organism: Aspergillus mulundensis
Lineage: Eukaryota; Fungi; Ascomycota; Eurotiomycetes; Eurotiales; Aspergillaceae
Exons: 2
Coding region: 1-1296 (431 amino acids)
Biological process (GO): alkaloid metabolic process
Molecular function (GO): transferase activity, transferring alkyl or aryl (other than methyl) groups
Source: RefSeq, a predicted model, not a curated record